Messenger RNA from Babesia ovata, 1698 nucleotides. RefSeq lists its product as uncharacterized. NCBI's taxonomy places the organism in Eukaryota, Apicomplexa, Aconoidasida, Piroplasmida, Babesiidae. The record is from RefSeq and is a predicted model, not a curated record. The transcript has 6 exons. Bases 1 to 1698 code for a protein of 565 amino acids.
AUGUCGCUAGUUCAAUCGCCUUUGCUGCGGCAGCUGCGAGGUCGCGUCUCGCAGGCCCUUGCCGCCGAGAGCAGUAGACAGGUCUUCAUGGUCGGCCCGGAAGGCCGUGGCAAGACAACGCUGCUGAAGGAGCUCAUGAAACAGGGGAAAAGCCCAAGCCCGUAUGACUUCCGUUACGCUUACUACGACUUCGGCGCGAAUGCGAACCACAACUUCCAGGUCAUGGUGACCCAGUGGUCGUCUUCUCUCAUAUCGCAAAAUCCGCUCAUCGGCAAGAUCGAGCAAGAAGAAUAUUCUAAGGUGUUCGAUUCGGUGAAUGGCGACAUACCCGAGCUGCAAGGUCACAUUCGAUCAUUUUUGAAUCGCAUAUUGUCUUUGAAACGCCUUGAUAAACGCGUUGCUGCUAGCAUAAAGGAAGUUGUAAAUUCUGGAUCUGAGAUCACUGGCGCUACAUGGCAUGACAUCUGUCUUAUGCUCCUGAAGCAUGCACCAGCUACUCUCGGCAUCCACAACGUUUCCUCCGUCGGGACCAAUGAGCCAUUCUUCUACGGCCUCUAUGCCGUCGGUAUUAUCGCAGAGAAGGCGGAGAUAGAAUCGCGAGGGGAAACAAACCCGAGUUCGUUGCUCACUGGCACCUGGGUAGGGACAUCUUACUCGCCUCUAAUAUUUCGGCAGGCAACUAAAUAUUUGCUCAAAGCGUGCUCGGCAAUGUCGCAACUUCAAAAGGCUAGACUGGUGCUGUGCUUUGAUGGUGUGCACCAUCUUACCAGGUCGCCGUUCCUGAAUGACCGUGGAGGCCGAUUCCUUCACCAGCUGCUGUCCAGUAUGCAAGCCAACAACCUGGACUCUGUGCUCAUUUCUGACGACUGCGUGUCCACAAUGCCGUUGGUUGAUGAGCGGUUGUCGGCGAAGUUGGACGAUCUGUCCAUGCAGCCAGCGGAUCCACCGUCAGCUGAGGCAACCGUAGACCGGUCGACUCUCAUGUGGUUGGAGGUACCCGAGUUGGAGCCUAUAAUUGCGCGGGCGGUACUUAAGCAGGGCAUUUGGAAUUGCGAUCGUGUAGUUAAAGCGCUUAUGAAAGUUAGUGGUGGCAAUCUGAAGUUGUUGAUGAAUCUCAUACGGUCGUACCGUGAGAUGGAAUCGUCGCUGGAUCUGCCCGCAGUGCACCAGAUACUGGCAGGGUCUGACAGUCCUGUGGAUGACGAGUAUUUCCCUCUCAAAGGAACCGAAGAAGAGCAGGCGCGCUACCUACAGGAGGAACGUUGCAAAAUGUUCGUGCGCAACGUCCACAACGCCGCGUUGGCAACCGAAGUGGGACAGUUCGAGAACCUGAUGAACCGCUUCCUCAGCCUGCCUGCGAUGGAAGCGGUGCGUCACCGGUUGAAUAACAACGUGCACUUCUGGGUUACGGUGUCGGAAACGGUCCGCUACCUGCUGAGCAAGCCCAUGCUCCAACUGCGCCCCGGAGCGACCAUUGAUAACAAGGUGGUACUUUCGAUGAUAGCUACAGGCAUACUACAUCUCAACGUCCAAUUUCGAACACUUGAGUUCAAGGACUCUUUGACGCGUUUCCUGAUUGAGGCGUUCAUCGACAACGAGUAUGAGUCAUUAUCGUGGAUCGAGCAGAUCGAGUACAAGGCGAAUUACCUGCUGAACCAGCGCACCAUAUACGGCGAGACUGAUCGCUUCUUAUUAUGA